AGAACCAUAUAAAAUCCACGCCAACCUCAGGCUUUCUCCCCCCUCCCCCUCCUCUCUCUCUCUCUCUCUCCUUGUAUAUAAACCCAACUCUCACCUAAAAUCUCACUUACUUCCAUUUUCCCGCCCACCUCUCAAGCAUUGCAAGAACUCUUGUUCUCUUCCUUAUGGUUUUUCUCCCCCACAAUAGCAGGUAUUCCCCGUUUGGUUCCCGAGAAAGUGCGAGAAGCAGCCAAAACUAAUGAUAAUUACAAAAAGCUCCGCUUAACUGAUCCAGAUAGUCAAAAAGCACCACUAAUUGGCUUAUUUGACCCUUCGAAUGACGUUUCGCAUUGUUCCGUUCCUCGCGAGAUUUCUAUCCUUCUUCCUUCUGGUCUCUGUGCCUUUCCCUUGCAGGUCUUCAAGCAAUGAAAGCACACAUAUGGAGAAAACAUUGGCUAUGAUAAAACCAGACGGAGUGUUCGGCAAUUACACUGAUAGGAUAAAGAAUGCCAUUUUGGGGUCUGGUUUCAGCAUUUUCAAGGAGAUGAUUGUUCAGCUUGAUGAGGACAGUGCAGCAACCUUUUAUGCUGAACAUUCUUCAAAGAGCUUCUAUUCUAGCCUUGUCAAAUAUAUGACGAGUGGUCCAGUGUUGGUUAUGAUUUUAGAGAAGGAAAAUGCUAUUACUGACUGGCGUGCUCUAAUUGGGCCAACUGAUACGCACAAGGCUAAGAUUACUCAUCCUCACAGCAUCCGAGCAAUGUGUGGGCUAGAUUCGGAAAAGAAUUGUGUUCAUGGUUCAGAUUCUACUCAAUCAGCUCAAAGAGAGAUCUCCUUCUUCUUUAAAGACAUGUUUGCAGGUGGAGUAGCUACUGAACAUGAUGAACUGUAACUGGUACAAGUCUCUUCCGUCUUUACGUGUACAAUUUUCCAAAAGGAUAACUGCACUGCCAAUUCCUUAAUGGUGGUUAAGCCAUCUGUUGCUAAAAGUUGUAGACUUUCUUUGAAGUCCUCUAUGAAACUGUUUAGGUUCUUGUGAUAUAAACAAUAAUACGGGCUUGUCAGUGGGAUCUAUAGGUUAUUUUAAGAAUCUUGAAAUGUCAGGUGAUACAUAAAUUCCAUUGUUUUGGCGAUCCAGGCAUAACUGCCAUCAAGAUUCUACUUUUA
This is a messenger RNA of Corylus avellana, 1143 nucleotides long. Its product is annotated as Nucleoside diphosphate kinase family protein. Gene Ontology annotation, biological process: CTP biosynthetic process; UTP biosynthetic process; GTP biosynthetic process. The record is from RefSeq and is a predicted model, not a curated record. Lineage: Eukaryota; Viridiplantae; Streptophyta; Magnoliopsida; Fagales; Betulaceae. Gene Ontology annotation, molecular function: nucleoside diphosphate kinase activity.